This is a messenger RNA of Scaptodrosophila lebanonensis, 2049 nucleotides long. It is a transcript of the gene PK2-R1, whose product is annotated as neuromedin-U receptor 1. The record is from RefSeq and is a predicted model, not a curated record. The transcript has 6 exons. Lineage: Eukaryota; Metazoa; Arthropoda; Insecta; Diptera; Drosophilidae. The coding region runs from base 1 to 2049 and encodes 682 amino acids. Gene Ontology annotation, molecular function: neuropeptide receptor activity. Gene Ontology annotation, biological process: neuropeptide signaling pathway. Gene Ontology annotation, cellular component: plasma membrane.
AUGUUGCAAGCAGUCGACGACACCAACGACAGCAAUGAUGAUGGCCUCAAUCAAUCAUUUAUGGCCCAUUCCGCAAUAGCAACAAUAACAACAACAACAGCAACUGCGCUGCCCUCCAACAGCGCCGAGCUCCUCCUGCUCCACAAUGACAAAUUUGUAGCUCGAAUCGCUCACAUGCUGAACAUAAGCAAGGAAAACCUAACGCAGCUAAUGCUCCGCGAAGCAACAAAUAGCACCACCAGCGGAGUCGAGUCCACCGAUGCGGGCGAGGAGUCGCUGGCCAUCCUCAUAGCACUGACCAUUUGCUAUGCCCUCAUCUUUGUCGCCGGAGUGCUGGGCAAUCUGAUAACUUGCAUUGUGAUCUCUCGCAACAAUUUCAUGCACACCGCCACCAACUUUUAUCUGUUCAAUUUGGCCAUAUCAGAUAUAAUACUGCUGUUGUCAGGCAUACCGCAGGAACUGUACAAUUUGUGGUUUCCCGAUUCAUAUCCCUUCACCGAUGUCAUGUGCAUUAUGGGCAGCGUGCUCUCAGAAAUGGCCGCAAACACCACGGUGCUGACCAUAACAGCUUUCACCGUAGAGCGGUACAUUGCCAUCUGUCAUCCAUUCCGUCAACACACUAUGUCCAAGUUGUCGCGGGCCAUAAAAUUUAUCUUCGCCAUUUGGCUGGCUGCCUUCUUGCUCGCACUGCCACAGGCCAUGCAGUUCUCGGUGGUGUAUCAGGGCGAUGGUUACUCCUGCACGAUGGAGGACAACUUUUAUGCACAUGUGUUCGCCGUCUCGGGUUUUAUAUUCUUUGGCGGUCCCAUGACAGCCAUUUGCGUGCUCUACGUGCUCAUCGGAGUGAAGCUGAAGCGCAGCCGUUUGCUGCAAUCGUUGCCGCGACGAGCCUACGACGUGAAUCGCGGCCUGAAUGCGCAAAGCCGAGUCAUCAGAAUGUUGGUAGCUGUAGCCGUCUCCUUCUUCCUCUGUUGGGCACCCUUUCACGCCCAACGCUUGAUGGCCGUGUAUGGCCUCUCAUUGAUUAACAUUGGCAUUAAUCGGGAUGCCUUUAACGACUACUUCCGCAUACUUGAUUACACAUCCGGCGUGCUGUACUAUCUAUCCACCUGCAUCAACCCGCUGCUGUACAACAUCAUGAGUCACAAGUUUCGUGAAGCCUUUAAGAUAACGCUGACGCGCCAAUUUGGCUUGGCAGGCAAGCACCAGCAGAGUCCGCAUCAGCACAACUACAGCGCCCUUCUGCGCCAGAACGGCUCGAUGCGUCUGCAGGCGAGCAGCGUAAAUAAUAACGCGUUGGAACCCUAUGGCUCCUAUCGUGUGGUGCACUUUCGCUGCCACGAUGCCAGUCAUCAUCAGUUUUCGCUGCAGGAUAGUAUUCGCACCACGACCACAACGAUUCACAGCAAUAAUGCAGGAAGUGCUAUUGGAAAUUGUCCUGGUGGUGUUGGGGCAAGACGCACCUCUGGCACACGCGGCCGCUGUUCGUCGUUACACAAACAUGAGCUCUACGGAGCAGCUACAGCAGCGCCGCAUCGCAUGCUGCAAGCUCAAAUCUCGCAACUUUCCUCAGUUGGCGAUGCCAACUCGCUGCUCGAGUCGCAAGGGGAUUUAGGUAACUACUCUACAGGCACGCCCAACUCCUAUCGCGCCAAGCGUGCACUUCUGGCCACCCAUAAUGGUGCUUUAUUAAUUUCCGCAUCGACGCCAACGCAGGCGUCGCAGAGCCUUGAUGCCGUGGAUGCGACCGCAACGCCCACGCCUGUGCCUGGAAAGCGAUUGAAACUAUCACGCGUCAUCAGCAGACGUGAUGAGCAUGGCCACAACGACAGGCAAGUGGUCCUGGAACAUCAGCAGAAUCAGCGGCAGCAAUGCGAAGGCAGCACUGCGUCGAAGGCUCUUAAAUUUCCAUGGCGCAAAACGAGGCAAAAACCCACGCAACCAGCAACAACGAAAAACGGCAACAGCAAUGCCAAGUUGCCAGUCAAUGGAAUGGGAGAAGUUGGAGUAGGUGGUCGACUAGACUGCGGCAUCCCUAAGUCGCUGUGA